UAAACUUAAUAGAAAUUGUUUGCAGGUAAACAAUCUCUAGAGGGAAAUACACCGGAAAUAUGAUCUCAACGGCGCGACUCAUGCUCCGGCGGCAGCCGCCGUGGCACUUCCACCUUCACCCUUUUUCCACCGUCGUCAACCUCUCCCACCUCUCCUCCCCCAUCAAUCUCGAUCACCUUACUUCCGUAACCUCCAACUCGGAACUCCUCGCUUCCUACACCAUCACCCCACCCGUCCGCCCCUGGCCUUCUCGCCUCACUCCGGGCCGCCUCGCCUCCAUGAUCCGCCGUGCCGCCGAUGACAACCUCGCUCUCCGCAUCUUCCAACAUGCGGCCUGCUUCCACAGGGGCUUCUCCCUAACCUACACCUCCUACCACGCCCUUAUCGACCGCCUCGCUCGCUCCCGCGCCUUCGAUCUCCUUACUCCGGUCCUCUCCUCCCUCCGCCGCUCCGGCCUCCGUUGCGGCGAAGAAGCCUUUAUUGUUCUUAUCCGCGCCUACUCUCUGUCUUCACGUCCGGCCGACUCUCUUCGCGUCUUCCUCUCCAUCCCUUCUUUCCGUGUCCAGCGCUCUGUUCGUUCUUUCAAUGCUCUCCUCAAUGCUAUGAUCCAAAACCGCCGCCUUAGCCUUGUGCCCCCGCUCUUCCGCUUCCGCAGCUGCCGUUCUAAGUUUGGUAUCUUCCCUAAUGUUUGUUCUUGUAACAUUCUGUUGAAGGCUUUAUGUGGAGUCCGCGAUCUGGCUGGUGCACGAAAGGUGCUCAAUGAAAUGCCUGCCAUUGGGAUUGUCCCCAAUGUUGUAUCUUAUACAACGAUAAUUGCCGGGCACUGCUCUUUGGGCGAUCUUGAUGGUGCCAAGGAGAUGUUUGAUGAGAUUAUAAGUCAUGGAUUGAUACCGGAUGUUACCACGUAUACUGUUCUUAUCAAUGGAUAUUGCCGCAAAGGUUUGAUUGUGGAUGCUGCCCGUGUCAUGGAUGAAAUGGAGUUGGCAGGCGUGUCGCCAAAUGAUGUGACUUACGCUGUUUUAAUUGAGGCUUGCUGCAAGGAGGGGAAGUCGGAGGAGGCUCUGAAUUUGAUUAGCAGUAUGCUGGAUUCAAAGUUUGUACCAACCUCCAGUCUUUGCUGUAAGGUCAUUGAUGCUCUCUGCGAAGAUGGGAAAGUGGAAGGUGCUUGCUUGACAUGGAAAAAGCUUCUAAAGAAUAAUGUUACUCCUGAUAACUCCAUUUCCAGCACCUUGAUAUAUUGGUUGUGCAAGAAAGGGAUGGUUUGGGAGGCAAGGAAGCUCUUUGAUGAGUUUGAGAAAGGAUUUAUUCCUAGUGUGUUGACUUAUAACACACUAAUCUCUGGAAUGUGUCAGAAUGGGGAGUUGCAGGAGGCAGGGAGGUUGUGGGACGAUAUGAUUGAGAGGAGUUGCUGCCCUAAUGUCUUCACUUACAAUUCGCUGAUCAAUGGAUUCUGCAAGGCAGGAAAGCCUAGGGAGGGGAUUAGGGUUUUAGAGGAGAUGUUGGAGAGCAUGUGUGCUCCGAAUAAGUAUACAUAUGAUGUUUUGAUUGAUGGACUUUACAAGUUAGGAGAUAUAGAGGAGAUUGUGAGGGUGAUUCAGAAAGCAGUCUUGAAAGAUAGAUUUCUCGAUGCGGAAAGUUGGAAUGUUUUUGUUAGUAAGAUGCUCUCAGAUACUAAUCAAUGGAGGGAGGAUCUUAAUUCUUUGUUGGAAACAUAGAUAUAAAUUUGAAGCUCAUAUUAUUGAUGUGAUUGAAGUUUGGCUCGUAUUGAUUGGAUGACGUGUGAGGCUGCUAUGGGUUUUCUUAGUGGCUUAAUAAUUGAAUGUGAUGUGGGGAGGGCACAUAAAUCACAAUCUCCACAAACAAGGUAAAGCUUUUCUGAGAUUUUAAGGUCGACUCAUAAAAAUGUUACUGUACUGGUGGCAUGCUUAGUUUGUCUUUUGUGGUGCCUUCAAUCAUUAGCCCUGACUUGCAAGACCAAAUGAUGCUGUCAACUGGCCACUUCUCUCCCUGCAGUCAAUUUAUACACUGCGUGACGUACAACUGGAGAAUGACAUAGGUGCAACAAACAGAAAUUAAGAGAAGACAGGGCAUGUAUCCACCACAACUCCUUCAGCACUAGGGCAGUGGGCCAGAG
Molecule: messenger RNA, 2134 nt
Organism: Phalaenopsis equestris
Lineage: Eukaryota; Viridiplantae; Streptophyta; Magnoliopsida; Asparagales; Orchidaceae
Product: pentatricopeptide repeat-containing protein At5g16420, mitochondrial
Exons: 2
Coding region: 60-1715 (551 amino acids)
Molecular function (GO): protein binding
Source: RefSeq, a predicted model, not a curated record